AGGGGCGAUAUAAAAAGCGCGCGUCCCGAACAGGCUUGCAUUCGGCGGCGGUGGAAUGCAGGCGGGUUGAUUCUGCGUCGCGAUGUCGCUGUGAUUUGCUCCGGCUAAUUUUUAAAAACAAGAAACACCGCCGAGUUUCGUGCGGGUGCAAGAGCACAACGUAUUUUCGGGGGAGGCUUUGCUUCGCCUCUCCGUCGAAGUGGGUGUCCGCCGGCGGCGAUUCCCCGUGAAGUUGCCUACCACGCACCGGCAGAAAGGCGGCAUGGAGUGCAAGCUGGAAGCUCACCGUAUCGUCAGCAUCUCGCUAGGCAAGAUGUACAGCGCGCGAGGUCAACGCGGCGGCGUGAAACUGCACAAAAAUCUUCUCGUGUCGCUUGUCCUGCGCAGCGCCCGGCAAGCCUACCUGAGUGAACUCGAUUGCUCCCCUUCGCCUCCUCUCGCUGCUGCUCCCUCGCCGGCAGCCGCUGCGCUGAAUCCUCUCCGAGAUGGUGGGGAGGAAGGAGGACGCCCGCCGCUGCCUUUCUUCUCUCCUCCUCCUCCUCCUCCUCCUCGCGCCUUUCUGCCGCCGGCCCGGGCGACGUUGCCGUCUGAUCCCCGGACUUCUCCGUGGUGCCGGAAGCUCCCGUCGCCGUCGGACUGGGAAGUUCAGCGGUUGCCACGCUGCUGCUGCUGCUGCUGCGACUGCUGCUGCUCCACCUCUUUCGUGAGCGAGGCUGGCAAACGGCCGGCCGAGGCUGCUCCUGCCCUCGACUGCUCCAGAAAACGGAACGCUGCUCUGCAUCCCGAUGGCGGGACCGAGGAAACGUCUCCCGGCAGCUCUCCGCUGAAAAAGGUCCGCAGGGAGGAAGAGGAGGAGAAAGAAGAGGACAUGGAGACGGGCAAUGUGGCCAAUCUCAUCAGCAUCUUCGGCUCCAGUUUCUCGGGACUACUCAGCAAAAAGUCCUGCGGGGGCGAGAGGGAGGGCAGCAAUCAGCGGGGAAGGCGGCAAGAGAACGAGGAGGAGGAGGAGGCAAGAGGGGCUGAGGCAGAGCCCGGGCAAAUCUGUUGCGACGAAUCGGUGCUACGAAACCUCAACCCUUGGAGUACGGCGAUUGUGGCUUUCUGAACUUUUCCUUCCUCCCCAACUGAUCCCGGUGACACAAUAUGGGACAGCUUUGAUUCAGACGCUGGAGGGAGUAGGCAGCUAGGGCCCCGUCUGAUAGGAAUGGGGACAUGUCCUCCUUAAGGAGAAGCUGUGUUUGGUGAUGGGACUCAAUCAGAGCAACCCCAGCUGCCCUUCACACUUCUUUUCUGGAUGCCCUUGGUGGCUAGUGUCUCAUUCUGCAUGAAAGUAUUCCAGCUAGUUUCCACCUGCUCAGAAAUUCCCUUUUCCCCCUUUCUUCUCUCCACCUCCAAGCUUUUGGGAAGGUUAGAGUAGACCUCUUGUUAUCCUACCACGCCGAGCAUGUUCUGUGAGUUCAUAAAGUCUUCAAACAACAUUUGGGACCCAAGGGGAGAGCUUUCUCACCCUGCUAUAAGGCUGUGUUGAUGAUGGGUGCUGCUGAGAUGUGUUAACAAAUCUAUAGUUUGCAGUUCUCUGGGACUUUUGUUGCUCCUGGUCUUUGUUAUAUAAAGGCCCUUGAAGGAAAAGUGGGUCUUAAUGGAUGUUUUGUACAGUAAGCUCUUUUCUCUGGUUGUGUUUUGUAUGAAAAUGUAACUGCGUGUGUGACACGUAUUAAAAUAUUUUGACAUUGUUAACAUUA
Molecule: messenger RNA, 1742 nt
Organism: Pantherophis guttatus
Lineage: Eukaryota; Metazoa; Chordata; Lepidosauria; Squamata; Colubridae
Gene: IER5
Product: immediate early response 5
Source: RefSeq, a predicted model, not a curated record